This is a messenger RNA of Marmota monax (woodchuck), 486 nucleotides long. RefSeq names its product histone H2A.V-like. Gene Ontology annotation, cellular component: nucleosome. NCBI's taxonomy places the organism in Eukaryota, Metazoa, Chordata, Mammalia, Rodentia, Sciuridae. Bases 1 to 486 code for a protein of 161 amino acids. Gene Ontology annotation, molecular function: structural constituent of chromatin; protein heterodimerization activity; DNA binding. The record is from RefSeq and is a predicted model, not a curated record. The transcript has a single exon.
AUGUCUAGGCUUCAGCAGAAUUCGAAAUGGCUGGUGGUUAAGACUGAGAAGCACUUUCGAAAGGCCAAGACAAAGGUGGUUUCCAGGUUGCAGUUCCCUGUGGGGCAUAUUCAUUAUCGCCUGAAAUCUAGGACAAGCAGCCAUGGAUGUGUGGGCAUGACUGCUGCUGUGUACAGUGCAGCCAACCAGUGGUACUUCACUGCAGAGGUGUAUGAACUAGCAGGAAAUGCAUCAGAAGACUUAAAAGGUAAAAUGCAAUACCUCUUAUUACUUGCAACUUACUAUAUUCAUGGUAAUGAAGAAUUAGAGUUACUUAUCAAGGCUACAAUUGUUGGUAGUGGUGUUAUCCCGCACAUCCACAAACCUCUGGGAAGAGAGGGCAACAGAAAGGAGACUCUGUCUAAAGGAUACCUGGAUUUCUUAUCAUCUCAGGAUUCUAAAUACUUUAUCAGCUGUCCAGAGUCAAUGAUUCCAACAUUUCUGUGA